This is a messenger RNA of Necator americanus (New World hookworm), 351 nucleotides long. RefSeq lists its product as uncharacterized. The transcript is spliced from 2 exons. NCBI's taxonomy places the organism in Eukaryota, Metazoa, Nematoda, Chromadorea, Rhabditida, Ancylostomatidae. The coding region runs from base 1 to 351 and encodes 116 amino acids. The record is from RefSeq and is a predicted model, not a curated record.
AUGAAAAUCAUUACUUCUUUUUCACUGAUAAUCAUUAUCCUAUUUGGAUUAAAUAUCGUACCAACCGAAGCAUGGUUAUUCGAUACGAUCAUGGAAUGGUGGUACGGUACCGGAACAACGCCGACAUCAGAUACAACAACAACAACAACAACAAAAGAAGGACCCAUAGAAGAAUUUUUUACCGUUGAUACGGAACGAAACGAAAACACUGAAGCAGACGUCAAUGUCGAGCAGACUAUGGAGAAAGCAUUUACCACGGAGGAACCUAUAGAGCCGAUAUCUAUCACAGAGCAAUCGAAUCCCCCAUCCCAGGAAUCCACUGCUCCUGAUCCUGAUUGUAAAUGUGAUUAA